CGCGUGCAGCGGGGCGGGGUCCGGCCAUCCGAUCCGCCCGCGGCCGGAAGCCCCCGGCGCUCUCAGGUGCAGUCUUGCUCCGGCUGGGCUGUGAGGACGUGCACCCAGCAGCCCUUCCUGCCUUUGCCUCCGCCACAGUUUCCACAUCCGAGAUGGAAACGCGGACUCCUGCUCUCUGAGUGCCUGACGUGGCGUCUGGAGAGUCCUGCUCAAGUAGAAACGCUGGAGGGAAAGCGUAGCUUGAAGUCAAUGGCCCAAAAUGACUCUGCUAGUGGAGACUCACUUCCGUAAGGAGGAAGACCAGGUCAGAGGCUGGGAUGAGCAUGCCACUGCACCAGAUCUCUGCCAUCCCUUCUCAGGACGCCACUGCCGCUAGAGUCUACAGAAGCAAGACCAAAGAUAAGGAGCGGGAGCAGAAUGAGAAGACAUUGGGACAUUCCAUGAGUCAUUCAAGCAACAUUUCUAAGGCUGGGAGUAGUCCUCCAUCCACGACGGCUCCAGUGUCUUCCUUCUCUCGCGCUUCUGUUACACCAUCCAACCAGGACAUCUGCAGUUCCAGUGCAGUGUUUUCUGAGUGUUGUUACUACAGUCCCAUGCAGUCUGCUGUUGUCUUGAAAGCUCCUCCAUGCCAGAGUUCUCUGACACAAGGGCUCACUGUGACAGUUAUCUGUAAAGACACAUUACAGGCAUCCAAGAGAAAUCCCUUUGGUUCAGACUGGGACCAAGCGUUGAGGCCUGCUAAGAAUACUAAGGCCAGAAGAGCACUCAGAUUCUCAAAGUCACUAAGUGAUGUGGGUGAGAAGACCCAGGAUACUUUGGAAAGCUUUGACUAUAUGGAAAGAACUUGUUCUGAAGGGAAACUGGUACUUCCUCAAGGUCCAUCUCUCAAAAAGAACAGGCUCCAUCAGAAAGAAAAAAGAGCAGAACACUGCCCACCCCUCGACCAUUCCAAACACUCUUGUGUCUUACCCCUCUCUACCAACCAUUCAGCUGCCUCAAAGAGGGAAGUUGGCAAGGGGAGCUUACGCAUCCCACUUUUGGAGGAGAAAGUUGAUGGUGAGACCAGGUUGAGAAGCCAGCGACUGCUCCGGUACCUGUUCUCACUCUCCCGUGGCUCAAGUGCCAGCAGCCUGCAUAGGUUCCAUGAGCUGGAGAGCCAUGCCAGCCAUCUACAUACUGCCAAGUCCUCCAGCUGGCUGGCAGGGAGCACAGACUUCUGUUCUGAUGAAAUGGGAGAUGACGAUGUCUUUGAGGAUACAUCAUCUGCCAAACUGAAGAGCAGGGUCCUGCGUGCGCCACUCUGCUCAGUAGAGAAGGACAGUGACCUGGAUUGUCCUUCUCCGCUCUCUGAAAAAUGCACCCCUAUCUCUCCUGUGUCCACCUCAGGGGAUGCCUGCAGGAUCUGCCACUGUGAAGGCGAUGAUGAGAACCCUCUGAUCACCCCCUGCCACUGUACAGGAAGCCUCCAUUUUGUGCAUCAGGCUUGCCUGCAGCAGUGGAUCAAGAGUUCGGAUACACGCUGCUGUGAACUCUGCAAGUACGAGUUCAUCAUGGAGACCAAGCUGAAACCGUUGAGGAAAGUUAAUGAGCUCCUAGAGGGAUGGCACUGGCAGAGGCUGCUUGUACCAGGAACUCUUGAGCAUCGAUUCCAAGCUGUUGCUGCCAAAGUAGCAGAGGACCAAAGAUGGGAGAAGUUGCAGAUGACUGCCAGUGAGCGCAGGAAGAUCAUGUGCUCAGUGACGUUCCAUGUCAUUGCUAUCACCUGUGUGGUCUGGUCCUUGUAUGUGCUCAUUGACCGAACCGCAGAGGAAAUCAAGCAGGGUCAGGUGACAGGGAUCCUAGAGUGGCCUUUCUGGACUAAACUGGUAGUUGUGGCCAUUGGCUUCACUGGAGGACUUCUUUUUAUGUAUGUUCAGUGCAAGGUGUACCUACAGUUAUGGAAAAGACUCAAGGCUUAUAACAGAGUGAUCUAUGUUCAAAACUGUCCAGAAACAAGUAAAAAGAAUAUUUUUGAAAAGUCUGCACUAACCGAGCCCACCCUUGAAAAUAAAGAAGGACAUGGAAUGUGUCAUUCCACCACAAAUUCUUCUUGCACAGAGCCUGAAGACACUGGAGCAGAGAUUAUUAACGUCUGAUGGUGUGGAGGGUGUCAUCCCCCUGUCCACAAAGAGCUGAAGGAGUUUGUUGACUGCCAACUGUGUUCCUUCCUUCUGUUGUUGAAUAGCAGAGACUGGGCAGGCGACUAUUAGAGUGGCCUCUCUUUUCCUCAACCCUCCUUGGUGUGGAUAUCCUAGAAUUCCUGUGGAGCAACUGCCGCUGGGUCCCAUUCCGCCAGGUCCUCUGUGGGCUGGGAAAGGGAGACCCCAGUAACCACGAUGAGGAGCUGGCUGAGUUCCAGCCCCUGGUCUUGAGCAGAAUAAGGAAGUCAAAAGCUAGACCAGGGACAGCAGCAUGGGGGAGACUGGUGGGGAGAGGCUCCCCAGAGGACAGAGCAUGGUACAGAGAGGCUACUGCUGGUGGGAGGGCUCCCUUCUCUCUGACGAGCUAGGAGGCGAGCAGGGAACAGUGCCCGCACACACAGACCCCUGCCUCCUCAGCUGAUGCUGCCACAUCGCUCUGGGGCAGGCAGAUAAGGCCUCGGGGCCCUGUGUCCGCUGGGGUGUGACUCACUGAGCAAACAGCACUUUAUGAAAGUUUUUAUUGUGGAAUUCCUGUGUCUAGUGGGUGUGGCACUGAAAAGAGUGUCACAUUUAGGCAUGUUCUCUUUAAUGCCCCGUUUUCUCUUUGCAUCAAAAUAGAUUUGAAACCAUUUCUGCCUUAUAUAUUCUGAAUAGUAGGAUGUCCUUUCCAUGUCCAAAAAAGACUGGUGACUUCAGGCAAGACAGACAGGUCUGAGACAUUUUUCCUUACCAGAGUCCAUGGGAGUCCGUGGAUGCUAAGGACGUACUCUGUGUCUUUGAGCCUGUUACCUCACAAGCCCACCCAUACCAUUUCUGUUGUGUCCAUAUUGAAACGGGAGGGUUUUGAGAGCUAAUGGAUCUGACUCAGGCUGAGUAGUUAGGAAAUGUUCCUUUGACUGACAGAAGUCUCCAGAUGGAGUGGACACACACUGUGGAUACCCCUGUGACCCACCUCUGCUUCCCACUGUGCUGAGGGCUGGGAGGUCAACAGGCCAGCUCUGGGAUGAGGCCUUGGCAUGAGCAGUCAACUGCCAUGGGCCACUGCGUCACUGAGCUGGCCCACAUCCACUCAUUGCCUUAACUAGACCUGACAUCAUUUAGGGUCCUUAGCUCCACAUGUGAUCCAUUCUGUCUUUGGGGUUACCUCCUACACCGUUUUUUCUCAAGACAGACAAAGCCAAAUCACCACCACUAAAUGGCCUUUGUCCCAUUAAAAAGUCUGCUGAACAUUUUUUUUUUUCUUGAAGGCCAUUGUCACAGUGCCAGGCAAUAGUCAACUCACAAUGUGACAAGAGGGACCCCAGAAGUGUACUCUCCCAAGAGCUGCUGUUGGUAACAGGGGCUUCAGAGCCUCCUGAGGGGGGAAGGGCAGUGCCUGGGGUCCUGAGCUUUGCUGCUUUACCUCUCUUCUUCAGAGACUGAAGAAACUGAAGAUGAAUCUUCUGUGGUUCCUAGUAGAAGCCCUGUGUUUGAUUUGCAGAGGCAAGUGGAGGCUGGGAGGCUGUGGGAGUGGGUUUUGUCCUGUUAGCACCUUGUCUGCUCUCUAGGGUCGUGGGGUUCAGUCGUGGAGCUGUUUCGCCAGGGAUUUUAGCCAUUAUCCAGUCAGCCACCCCUUAGGUUAGCCUGCUCUUUCUCCCUGACCACAUAAGCCUCCCUGGGCUCACUGUGCCCCAAAGUGCAAUUACUCACACACCUCCUCAGGCUGGGGACACCGGUACUAUAGACGGUCUGUCCAUCAGGGAGUCCUGACUAUACCGUUUGCAGCUGCUACAGCUGAGUCCCCGGUCUUGUCCAUCUGUCCCUGGUGAGAUGCUCCAACAGUGGGUGGGCAGUCACGUGAAAAUGGAGAUUGUUUUAAGUAUGAAGUCCCAACCAGCCGCUGAGGCUUCUGUAGAGAGGGGAGUGUACCUCAUUGGGGGUAGUCCUGCACAGCUGUCCCAGGGGCCUUGUACCCCACAGAUAAGGUGACCAUGGCUUUCAUGUUGUUCUCUCCACCUCAGGAAGGCCUAACUCCAUCUCUUCUCUGGCUACUCGGAUGAAAUCUGUCGUUCAUCCUUCUUCCCCUCCCAGAUACCCCUUGCUCAUUUUCCGUACAGGUCCUCUGAUCUAGCAAACAGCUGUACCUGUUGGUGACUCAGCGCAGGAGACCGGCAAGGCAUGUGCUGUGAAGCAUGAUGGCAGGGCUCUGGGUCUGCCUAGGCCUUGCCUGGUGGCCUUCUGAAUACUUUUGCAGGGUUAUCUGUCUCUUCCAUUUCUCCUCAGUUUGAGCCUGGAUGUAGUGGGAAGAUGGCGUAUGACUGAACCAAGCAGAUCUAGGGUGACGCCUCAGGGCCAGGAGGGCUUAAAAGCUUGUGUGUCAAAUACAGAAGAAGGAAAUAGUCUCAGGGUGUCACAGUCAGCCCUAACCUGGCCUUUGCCCCAUAUAUCAUGGACCCAUUGGCACACCUUUGACUUCAGCUGCCACAAAUAAAUAGGUGGGGUUAUGCCCAAGUUUAUUGCAAGAAUUUCCUGGAAAUGUUGUAAAGUUUUCUCCUUACUCCAGGUCUCUCUCUUUCUCCUUUCUGGCUUUAGCACACUCUUUAGUCAUGUAGGCCUAGUUUCCAAACCUGUGGGUGUCUCCACCUGGACCCAGAUGUGCAGACCUCAGGCAGUGGGGGAGGGAACAGUUCAAGGCCUUGGGUGGUGUCUAAAAGACGGGAGGCCAAAGACUGGAUGGGCAGGGUGAAGAGCUCUAAUCUUGUGGGUGUGGUUAGAUGCACAUGCAUAUUUGAAAUGCCACCCCAUCAAAUCUGGUUUGAAAUAAUACAGCUUGUAUCUGUAGCCCAGGAAAAGCCCAAAGCAUAGGGAGAUGGGGCAUUUGUCUUUGUGUGGAAGUGAUUGAUGAAGGUGUGUAACUGGUGCACAUUUAGAUGCAAUGUUUAAAGUUGAUUGUUAAUAAAAACCAAAUUUACACUGGUGUGUGUAGUGUAGUUUCUAAAAAGCACUUCACAUUUUAAAUUUUUCUUGGACAAUUUCUAGUAAUCUAAAUGUCUAAUUUUUUAAUCCUUUUGUGUGUGUUCACUGUUUCUCAGUAUUACCGCUUGAAUGAUUCUCUGUACAGGGGAUUCGUUUGUGCUGUACAUGGGGUGUCUAAAGGUAGCAAUAAAGCUUUUCUUUACAAAGGAA
Peromyscus maniculatus bairdii (prairie deer mouse) is the source of this 5345-nucleotide messenger RNA. The record is from RefSeq and is a predicted model, not a curated record. NCBI's taxonomy places the organism in Eukaryota, Metazoa, Chordata, Mammalia, Rodentia, Cricetidae.